Psilocybe cubensis is the source of this 1032-nucleotide messenger RNA. RefSeq lists its product as uncharacterized. The record is from RefSeq and is a predicted model, not a curated record. The coding region runs from base 1 to 1032 and encodes 343 amino acids. The transcript is spliced from 7 exons. Gene Ontology annotation, molecular function: oxidoreductase activity. Lineage: Eukaryota; Fungi; Basidiomycota; Agaricomycetes; Agaricales; Agrocybaceae.
AUGGCCUGUGCCUCCUUUCUGCAUCGCCUUGGCGCUAGCAGCAUCUGCUACACCGCAUUCAACGCCCUCAUACGACAAUACGGCCAGCGCCCCUGUCAGAAACUGUGCACGCGCCAUGAGUGGCGAACUCUGAGCGAUGGCCAGAAAGCAGAGUACAUUGGCGCCGUGCGCUGCUUACAGACCAAGCCGGCGAUAGCCCCUGUCUUCCCAGAAGCUGUGACGCGCUUUGACGAGUUCCAGGCGUACCAUCUCCAGCAAGGAGACUUUAUACAUCACGUCGGUCAAUUUCUACCAUGGCAUAGAUAUUGGCUUCAGCUAUACGAAAAAGCCCUUCGAGACGAAUGCGGAUAUCAAGGACGCAACCCAUAUUGGGACUGGACUAUAGACUCAGACUCCAGCACCUCAAUCCGAGGCUCACCCGUCUUCGACCCAUACACCGGCUUCGGCGGGGACGGUGUGCCAGGUACAUACACUCUCCCGCCCUGCAUCCCACCCGACCAGCUCGUCUUCCCCGACAAAUGGCGGGGCUGCAUCGCCGACGGGCCUUUCGCCAACUACACUGUACGCCUCGGGCCAGGUAAGCUGCACACGACGCACUGCGUCGUACGCCAGAUUGACGACGCGUACGCGGUGUACCUUGACUCCCCCGCGAUCGGGAGGCUUAUGGCGAGCCCUACGUUUGAGGUGUUCAGGUAUGAGCUUGAGGGUAUGCCAGAGACGACGGACCACAGGGUGCAUGAUGGCGGGCACCUUUCUGUCGGCGGGGAGAUGAGCAACCAGUAUUCCAGUGGGUCAGACCCGUUGUUCUACCUCCACCAUGCAAAUUUAGACCGUAUUUGGUGGAAUUGGCAACAACAUGACCCCUCGAAUCGUCUCUAUCAAAUCGGAGGACACACCUCGUUCGGUGCACCCCCGUUCACCAACGUCUCCCUCGACUUUCCACUCGAGAUGAGCAGUUCAAUCGGCCCAACCAUUUCCAUAUGGCAGACAAUGAACAUACACAGCGAGCACAAUUGUUACACCUACGUUUGA